Messenger RNA from Drosophila ficusphila, 1243 nucleotides. RefSeq lists its product as uncharacterized. Bases 309 to 1166 code for a protein of 285 amino acids. Lineage: Eukaryota; Metazoa; Arthropoda; Insecta; Diptera; Drosophilidae. The transcript has a single exon. The record is from RefSeq and is a predicted model, not a curated record.
UAUGAAAUUUUUUUCUCGGUUCAAGGCUAUGUAAAAAAGUCGUAACAACAGAUCUUUAUGAACGCAAAUCAACAUCGGAAAAGAUUAUUACAUUUACAGCUAAGGCUGUCAGUGCGGGUUUUCAGACCAGAAAUAUACAUUUUACCAAUAAAUAGUUUUUGCUCAAAAACGUUUGUAACUCUUUCAUGCUAUCCCAAUGACUUGACACUUUAGUAAAAUUUGUCAAGUUUGUUACACCGCAAUGCAAUAAGUAGAAACCAAAUUCCAGUUUUGUUGUAGCGACAUCUUCAGAUCCUGCCAAAUUUAUCAUGCAGUCCUCGGUAAAUUGCGAAUCGGCUUCCAAGUGCCGAAAUGAGGGGGGCAUCUUGAAGCGGAGCCUGGUCGGGCCGCCCACCUUCGACGUGACCCAGCUGAGCAGCUCCGGUCUGGCCAGCAGACGUGGCGUUCAGCUGCCGCCGCUGAUGGAGAAGGGCCAGAUACGUCCGGAUCAGGUGGACAACGCUCGGUUCCGGGUGGUGGAGUUCGAGCCCCGCUCCCUCAGCGAGCAGCAGUUCAACGCGCUCAUCAAGCGGCUGGUGAAGUGCUUCAUGUCGGAGGUGGAGAUCACCAAGCGCCUGCGCAAGGUCACCGCUCGCCGGUCCGUGAAUCCGACGGACCUCCAGCUCAUUGGGCACCUGGAGGCCCUUCGUCGGAGCUACGAGGCCGAGCGAUCCGUCCUGGUGGUGAAGCUCAGCCUGGACAGCCGCUUCAAUCUGUACGCCUCCCAUGCAAUGAUGGCUGGGGAAAUGCCGUCGAGCAAGUCCGCCAAGUCCCGGAAGAGCAAUCCUUACGAGACCAUCCCGAAAAAGGACAAAGUGCCUGAAAUCACGAGCCGCAAGCACGAACACGAUGGCCGUUCGAGACACCGACAAAGUGGGGGAUCCCUGACCACUUCCAUGUCCAGGAAACCCAUAGUCUGCGACCACAUCGUGACUCCCGAGAACUUGUCCCUUCGUCUCCGGGAAAAGCUCUACAUAUUGCAAGAAACCUCCGAGCAUCCGUUGAAAUCCACAAAAACCGAAGAAGAUUCCCAAGACUCCAAGACUGCAGUUAAAGAAUCAACUCUUGAAGUGCGGCCGAGCUCUUCUGAUAUAUUUUAUGAUAUUCCCGAUAUGGACGAGCCUUAAACCCGAAUUAAGAUUAUUAUUUUGUCAAAGCCUUCAAAUUGUACGGAAAAACCUAAAAUUACAACCAUUUCACUUAU